Messenger RNA from Haemonchus placei, 1515 nucleotides. NCBI's taxonomy places the organism in Eukaryota, Metazoa, Nematoda, Chromadorea, Rhabditida, Trichostrongylidae. The record is from the annotation of a GenBank genome assembly.
AUGUCGCUCGCAGAGGAGCUUAUGGCCGACUUUGAAGAAGAUGAUGCAGAUGAACUGGAACAGGCCAUGGAGGUUUGUGUUACACUGCUGGCCAAAGACGCUAUAAAAGCCGAGGACGACAUCGAAGAAGCAACUGAAGUCGUACCUGGAAAAAGCGACUAUAACUCUGUUUAUGAUGUUGCCAAAAUGACAUUAACUGACGAAUACAAAGAACUAAUGGCAACUCUUCAUGCUGAAUUAGAACGAACGGAUGAAGUCCAUGUCACUGCUCCUCUCGAGUCCGAUCCACAAUACAAGUUGAUCGUGAAGCUCUCACAUCUUGCUGCCGAUCUUGAUGGUGAGAUCAACGUGAUUCAUAAGUUUGUGCGUGACAAAUACGAGAAACGCUUCCCCGAGUUGGAGACGCUGGUGCCGAAUCCGCUGGAAUACUUGGCUGCUGUUAAGCUUCUUGGGAACGAAAUUAAUACAAAAGGACAAAACAAGGAGCUGCUAGGACAAAUUCUCGCUCCAGCAACUUGUAUUGUGGUCUCCGUCACCGCGUCAACCACGCAAGGCAAGUCGUUGGAACCUGACGAACUGAGCGUUGUGAGAGAAGCCUGUGAUUUGGCAGAGAAAUUGCAUACGGAUAGGAUUUCAAUGUAUCGUCUGGUCGAACUUCGGAUGGCCUUGAUCGCCCCUAAUCUCGUGCACUUGCUUGGGGCUGCAACUACUGCUUUGUUGGUAUCGCAAGCUGGAGGACUAGCACCUUUAUCACGCAUGCCAGCGUGCAAUAUUCAAGUUUUGGGAAGGCAGAGAAAAUCGCUGGCUGGGUUUUCAUCCACCUCCGCCCUACCUCAUGCAGGAUUCGUAUAUUUUCAUCCACUUGUUCAGUCAAUGCCUCCAGAUUUGAAGUCGAAAGCUGCCAAGAUCCUAGCCGCGAAGUGCACUUUGGCAGCUCGGGUCGAUUCACUUCAUGAGUCUCCAAAUGGUGCCAUUGGGGUUCACCUCCUUGAGCAGGUGCGCACUAAAUUGGAAAAAUUGAUGGAACCUCCUCCAGUCAAGGCUAACAAAGCAUUGCCCAAACCCUUGGAUAAGGCUAGUAAGAAACGAGGAGGACGUCGUGUUCGUAAAAUGAAGGAAAGAAUGGGCAUGACCGACCUACGUAAGAGCGCUAAUCGUAUGAAUUUUGGAGAAUUGGCAGAAGACGUUUUGCAGGAUCAUAUAGGCUUCGAUUUGGGACAGGUGAAGACUGGUAAUGUGGCGGGUGGUCGAAUUAGAGCUGGCGUCGUAGACAACAAAACUCGUGUGAAGAUGUCCCAGAAAAUGCAACGUCAAAUGGAGCGUCAGCGAGCACAAGGAGGAGUGACAAGCAUUCGAAGCAAGACCGCUGGUACGGCAUCAUCGGUGACCUUCACUCCCGUUCAAGGGCUUGAAAUUAUUAAUCCAACUGCUCUUGAGAAGACCGCAUCUUCAUCAUCAACCUACUUCUCCUCUUCUGCCUCUUUUGUAAAGGUGGAACCGGGAGCCAUGAAAUAA